CAUCCCACAAACCAAAAUCAUUCCAUAUCAAGGAAAUGGGUUUGGGUUUUUUGUUUGUUUGUUUGCACACACACACACACACACACACACUUUUUUUUUUUUUUGGCUGUGUUUGGUUCUAUCCAGCAUCUCUGGCUAUACAGCUUCUGCUCUGGUUCCUGGCCACCCAGACAGUGUCAGGCUUGGGCUCCCUCUUGUGGUAUGAUUUUAAAUAACAAAGGGGUUCAAGAUCUCUUGGAACCAAAUACUGAAAGUUCUGGUGGGGAAGUCAGGUCAAACUCUUCCCCCAACACAGCUCACUGGGAUUUUCCACCAUGGUUGAUUCACUUCCGUGGCCAAAUGGUUUCAGUUUCUCAGUGCUUCACCCUACUACAAAAGUUACAGUGCUCUUCAGCUUUUGUUCACUUGGGGAAAUUCAGAAAGCCUCUCCAGAUUGCAGGAGGACAUGAUAGACAAGAAGCAGAGCCCUUCCACCAACUGAGCAGCAAAGGCAGGUAAGAAGGGACCCUUGCUCUUUCGAGGUCUGAGGAGUUCUCAUCCGGAACAUGUGGCCAUAACCUGGGCAGGAAUGAGAUGGCAUUUUUGAGGGUUAAUUCAUUUUGUAAGAACUACUAUGACUAGAAAAGGCUGCUCCUGGCAUGGCAAAUGAACCCUAGGUGAUAUUAUCAGGGCAGCCAGGCUCUAAGGGACACCACUGUACUCAUUAUGAGUUAGGGACCAGGAGCCAUGUGGCUGAAACAGGGCAGGAUAGGCAUUGGGAUUGUCUUUCUCGGUGUUCACCUUAUCUCUGCUAACAGGGACACAGUUAAAUGGCUGCUGUGGGAUGUUCUGUAUGGCAAAUGUGUUGCUGAUUAGUCAAUAAAUAAAACACUGAUUGGCCAUUGGCUAGGCAGGAAGUGUAGGCGGGACAAGGAGGAGAAUAAAGCUGGGAAGUGGAAGGCUGAGUCAGAGAGACACUGCCAGCCGCCAUGAAGACAAACAGCAUGUAAAGAUGCCAGUAAGCCACGAGCCAUGUGGCAAGGUAUAGAUUAAUAGAAAUGGAUUAAUUUAAGCUAUAAGAACAAUUAGCAAGAAGCCUGCCACGGCCAUACAGUUUGUAACCAAUACAAGUCUCUGUGUUUACUUGGUCGGGUCUGAGCGGCUGUGGGGCUGGCAGGUGAGAGAGAUUUGUCCUGACUGUGGGCCAGGCAGGAAAACUCAAGCUACAAAUGGCUAUGAUCAGUGAUGGAGCAGAGCUGGCACAGAAAGGGCUGCCUGUGGCUGAUUUUCAUGAGGGGAACAGAAUGAGAUGCAGGGUGAACAGCCACUGCUAUGGUGAAGGACAAAUAGAGGAAACACAGUGUUGAUGUAGGAACACAAAGGGAAUAAGAGAUAUGAUCUGUUCUAGAGCUGAACAUGAGUGAUCGAUGGCCCAGAAACACAAGCUCUGCCUACCACACAUACCAUGUUCCAACUUGGCAAGUUUCUUGAAGUUUUGUAGCAACAGAAUAAAGAAAGUGAUAAAUCAAUGUACUUUUAAAAUGCAUUGGUGGCAACGUGGGGCAGGCAGAAUGUGCCAAAAGAGGAGUUUGCUACAAGCCUUCUGAUGCAAGAAACGGCCAUGGAGUCAGCUAAAGAUUGCCUAGGAAAAUUUGGCUCCAGACUUAACAACAUCCCAACUCUCCACAAUCACACAAAUUCUUAAUCAGUCAGCCUUGUGGGUUCUUUUAUAGAGUUGUGGCUGUUUUUUGGGAACCUCAGUUCACAGCUGAAUCUCCUAGUGAAAGAUGAAAGAUGGGUGUAUCCAUCACACAUCUAAUCUUGACUGCCAAGUGAAUUUCCUCCUUCAGUCAGAAGAUGGGUUCAUUCUUCAUAUCCACUUACUUCUUAACCCUCUCCUACAGGAUCAGCACCUAUUUUGUAGUGAACGGCUUUCUUAGAAGAAUUCUGGGCACAAAAGGCUGAGGACAAAGCUUGUUUACACUGUCCCCAACUCCAGGCCCUCAGGCAAUUGUUCCUGUCUUCUGGAGACCAGAACCCCAGUCCAGACAGGGGACAAGCCUGCACAAUGGCCUCAGAGGUCCACAUGCCAGGCCCUGUGUGCCUCAUCGAGAACGUGGAAGGGCAACUGACAGCCAACCAGGAGGCCCUGGGGAUCCUGUCAGCCAUCGAGCAGCCUGUGGUGGUGGUGGCCAUCGUGGGCCUUUACCGCACAGGCAAAUCCUACUUGAUGAACAAGCUGGCUGGGAAGAAGACAGGCUUCUCUCUGGGCUCCACAGUGCAGUCUCACACCAAGGGGCUCUGGAUGUGGUGUGUCCCUCAUCCCCAGAAGUCAGACCACAUCCUAGUUCUGCUUGACACAGAGGGCCUGGGAGAUGUGGAGAAGGGCGACAACCAGAAUGACUGCUGGAUCUUUGCCCUGGCUGUACUUCUGAGCAGCACCUUCGUGUACAACAGUAUGGGAGCCAUCAACCAGCAGGCCAUGGACCAGCUGCACUAUGUGACAGAGCUGACAGACAGAAUCAGAACAAGAUCUUCACCUGACCAGGAUGAGGUGGAGGACUCAGAUGAAUUUGUGAACUUCUUCCCGGACUUCGUGUGGACUCUGAGGGACUUCUCUCUCGAGCUGAAAGUAAAUGGGGAACCCAUCUCUGCGGAUGAAUACCUAGAGAAUUCCCUGAAGCUUAUACAUAAUACUGGUAAAAAAGAAAAAGAACAAAAGCUUAAUCUCCCUCGGCUCUGUAUCCAGAAGUUCUUCCCAAAGAAGAAAUGCUUUGUCUUUGAGCGGCCAGCACACGGGAAGAAGCUUGGCCAGCUGGAAUCGCUGCAGGAGCAAGACCUGGACUCAGACUUCGUGGAACAAGUGGCAGAGUUCUGUUCCUAUGUGUUCAGCUGUUCCAAGGUUAAAACGCUUUCAGGAGGCAUCAAGGUCAAUGGACCACGACUAAAGAGUUUGGUGAUAACCUAUGUGAACACCAUCAGCAGCGGGGGUCUGCCCUGCGUGGAGAAUGCUGUCCUGGCUUUGUCCCAGACAGAGAAUGCAGCUGCAGUGCAAAAGGCCAUUGCUCACUAUGACCAGCAGAUGAGCCAGAAGUUGCAGCUGCCCACAGAGACCCUCCAGGAGCUGCUGGAUCUGCACGGGGCCAGUGAGAAAGAAGCCACUAAGAUUUUCACGGAAAAUUCCUUCAAAGAUAUUGAUCAAGUGUUCCAAAUGGAAUUAAGGACCAAGCUAGAAACAAAGCAAGAGGAAUUCCUUAAGAAGAAUGAACAGGCAUCCUCAGAUCACUGCUCAGCUCUGCUUCAGGGUAUUUUCAGUCCACUAGAAAAAGACGUGAAGCAGGGGAUUUAUUCUAAACCAGGGGGAUACUGCCUUUAUAUCCAGAAGAUAGAAGAGCUGAAGAAAAAGUACUCUGAGGAACCCAGGAAAGGGGUUCAGGCUGAAGAAGCUCUGAAGCAAUUUUUGCAGUCCAAGGAGGAGGUGACUAAUGCAAUUCUACACACAGACCAGGUUUUGACACAAAAGGAAAAGGAGAUGGAAGCGCAACGUGCGAAAGCUGAAGCUGCCCAGGCUACAGCCAAGUUACUAGAGGAAAGGCAACGGCAGAGUGAACAGUUGAUGAAGGACAAGGAGAAGCGUCACCAGGAACACAUGAAACAGCUGGCUGAGAAGAUGGAGAGGGAACAGGCCCAGAAGAGGGAGGAGCAACAGAGGGCCAUGGAGCACCAACUUCAGGAACAGGCUCGACUGCUAAGGGAAAGCUUCCAGCAGGAGAUCAGAAGAGUUGAAGAAGAAAGGAUGAAGCUCCAGCAAAGGAAAUCAAAGCGCAAAUGGUAUAAGCUAUAGUUCUAAGAACAGUGCCAUCCUGCCACUCAAACCAGAGGUGUACAGGGUGUAGAUCUGGAACAAGUGUCACUUCAAUUGAUAAUAAUUGGGUCCUGCAUCAGAAAACUAAAAAUCUGCAAAAAUAUGCAGUGUGAUCAUUGAAAUUGUGUUUAUCUUCCUAUAAGAUUGUGCGCCAAGGAUGUCAUUGACAUCUCUACCACAAGAGAGGUAUCAACAACACUGCUCAGAACAAAAUCCCUUUUCCAGAUGAUCUCCAGGAGACAAAUGGACACUGAGCACAUUCUUAAAUGGUGGCACAUAAUUAGAAACCAGGUUGUCCAGGGAUGUGAUGUAUCUAAAGGACAGGGAAAGCCAGCAUUACUCCUUACUGGAGACAAUGUAAAGUAUCCAUUAUAUCAAAACUGCUCAACCUUUCAGCAAUGGUGUGAUUUGUGGACAUUGGUAAUGAACAACCCUAUCAACACACUCCAUUAUGAAUCAAGGCACCUGCAUAGAGAUCUAGAGUCCAUAUAUAUAAUAGCCACAGGAAAACGGAAGAAGCCAUUAGCAUGACAAGGAGCUGGAUCACAAGUCCAUGGGCUAAAGAAGGAAAUGUUCCAGUUUAUGUAGAUGGAAACUGUAACAGGACAUUUCCAAACUCUAAAAGUUGACACUGAUUAUAUAGAAACAUGAUGACAACUAAGCAUAAUGUAUACCUUAAGUACUUAUGUAUAAGGUAUACAUAAGUAUAUGUUAUGUAUACUUCAUGAAUAACAAUAUAUAACUUUAAAAAUGGGCUUUAAAUGAUGAUGGGUAAUCUAUAGAUAUCUGUGGUUGAUAUAUUUUGCACCCCAAUAAACUUAUCUGGGGGUCAGAGAAUAGAACAGCCAUAAUAUUCAACAUAGAAGUUAGGCGGUGGUAGCACACACACCUUUAAUCCUAUCACUUGGGAGGCAGAGAUCCAUCUGGAUCUCUGUGAGUUUAAAGCCACACUGGAAACUGCCAGGCAUAGUGACUCAUACCUUUAAUCCCAGGAAGUGAGCCUUUAAUCCCAGGAAGUGAUGGCAGAAAGCAGAAAGGUAUAUAAGGUGUGAAAACCAGGAACUAGGCCUGGUUAAGCUUUUAAACUUUUAGCAGCAGUUCAGCUGAGAUUCAUUCUGGAUGAGGACUCAGAGACUUCCAGUCUGAGGAAACAGGAUCAGCUGAGGAAUUGGUGAGGUGAGGUGGGUGUGGCUUGUUCUGCUUCUCUGAUUUUCCAGCAUUCACCCCAAUACCCAACUCCAGGUUUGUUUUAUUAAUAAGACCCUUUAGGAUUCAUGCUACAGAUAUCAAAGGAAUUUUAACGAUUUAUCUUUAACUAUAAACUUAUGCUACUCUUUUUCCUAUUACUAGCAGUUGUACUUGAAAUCCUGUUGAUUUUCCCCAAGCAUAAUAAAGGUUGUUUUCCAUAUUUUGACCAGCUUUUAGUAUGAUGGAGUAUAGAUAAACUAUAUUCCAACUACCAAAAGUGUAAGGUAGGUGGUGAACAUCUUUUAAAGGGACUUAGAACUUUUUUUGAGGAGGUAUGGCUCAGUGGAUGAAGUACUCACAGUGCAAACAUGGCAUAAUUCAGAUCACAGCACCCACACAACAAACCAGACAUGGUGGGCACACCUGUAAGCCUGGCACUGAGGUCGGGGCAGGGGUAGACAGGAGGAUCCCUGGGGCUUACUAGAUGGCCAGUCUAGCCAACAGAUGGACUCUGAAUUCUCUGAGAGACCUUGUCUCAAAAAUAAGGUGGGAAGUAAUUAAGAAUAGAGUUAUACUGUUUGUUGAAAGUGAAUGCGACCAGAAAUAAUCACAUUAAGCAAGCUAAAUCAGUCUCAGAAAAACGAAUGUAUGUUUUCUUUAGUACAUAAUUGUGGGAGCCCGUUCUCGGGUUCCUCGUGGCUUUACCCAGCAUGUCCGCGUAGAGGAUGAUUAGGACCACCGGCCUGAGUGCAGGUGUCUGGGAUGGUCUGCACUUGGC
Messenger RNA from Peromyscus californicus insignis, 5810 nucleotides. RefSeq names its product guanylate-binding protein 1-like. The coding region runs from base 2048 to 3823 and encodes 591 amino acids. The transcript is spliced from 11 exons. Lineage: Eukaryota; Metazoa; Chordata; Mammalia; Rodentia; Cricetidae. Gene Ontology annotation, molecular function: GTPase activity; GTP binding. The record is from RefSeq and is a predicted model, not a curated record.